Rubroshorea leprosula is the source of this 1579-nucleotide messenger RNA. Lineage: Eukaryota; Viridiplantae; Streptophyta; Magnoliopsida; Malvales; Dipterocarpaceae. The record is from the annotation of a GenBank genome assembly.
ACGGUUGUUGGUCUGGCUCAGCCACCAUCCUUCUCGGUGACAAGCCGGUAAUUCUCUAUACCGGCAUUGACCCAGAAAACAGACAAGUCCAAAACCUGGCCAUGCCCAAAAAUCUGUCUGACCCUUACCUUAGAGUGUGGGUAAAGUCACCAGAAAACCCUUUAAUGGCACCAAAUGCCCAAAACCAAAUCAAUUCAAGCUCAUUCAGAGAUCCCACCACAGCUUGGUUAGGCCCUGAUAGGCAAUGGAGGGUGAUCAUAGGAAGCAAAAUCAAUAGCCUAGGAAAAGCAAUUCUAUUCAAAAGCAAGGAUUUUGUUAAAUGGGUCCAGUCCUCCCGGUCCUUGCAUUCUGUCAAUGGCACUGGGAUGUGGGAGUGCCCUGAUUUUUACCCUGUUUCUACUGUUUCCCAUCGUGGGCUUGAUACCUCUGCUGUGGGUUCUAAACUUAAACAUGUUCUUAAGACCAGCUUGGAUGAUAAAAAGUAUGAGCACUACACCAUUGGGACAUAUGAUCUUGCCAAGGACAUAUAUGUUCCAGACCAGGGAUCCGUAGAUAGUGAUUUAGGUUUAAGAUAUGAUUAUGGAAAAUUCUAUGCUUCCAAGACCUUCUUUGAUAGUGAGAAGAACCGAAGAGUCUUGUGGGGUUGGAUUAAUGAAUCGUCUAGUGUGGCUGCUGAUAUCAAGAAAGGAUGGUCUGGGGUUCAGGCGGUUCCAAGGAAAAUUUGGCUAGCCCAGUCUGGGAAACAACUGGUGCAGUGGCCAGUACAAGAGAUAGAAAAACUACGUGCAAAACAAGUAAUCUUGGUGAGCAAAUUGCUCAAGGGAGGAUCAGUUCUUGAAAUUUCUGGUGUUACAGCAGUUCAAGCAGAUGUUGAUAUUUCAUUUGGAAUAACUGAGCUUGAGAAAGCUGAGGUGCUGGAACCCAAGUGGACCAACCCACAAGACCUUUGCAGCCAAAAGGGUGCAUCAGUUAGGGGCAGUCUGGGUCCAUUUGGGUUGCUGGUUUUGUCUUCAAAGGAUUUGAAAGAGCACACCGCAAUCUUCUUUAGAAUUUUCAAAGGAAAGGACAAAUAUGUGGUUCUCAUGUGCAGUGACCAAAGCAGGUCCUCUCUGGAUCAAAGUAAUGACAUGACUACAUAUGGGACUUUUGUGGAUGUGGAUCCUGUUCAUCAGAAGUUGUCUUUGAGGAGCUUGAUUGAUCACUCUAUAGUGGAGAGCUUUGGUGGAGGUGGCAAAGGUUGCAUUACAGCUAGAGUUUAUCCUACAUUAGCCAUUGAUGAUCAAGCCUAUUUAUAUGCUUUCAAUAAUGGAACUGAGGCAGUUAUUGUGGAGAAGUUGAACGCUUGGAGCAUGAAGAAAGCUAGAAUCAACUAAAAAUGGUUCAAAAAAGCAAGGAAUUACUAUAUAGCAGAGAAAUUAAUUGAUGUUAUUCCAUUUGCUUUCUAAUAGGGAAAUAAAUUCAUGUACUCUCCAUCACAGAGUUCGGUUUUAAUACCAGACCCAAAGGUCUGAAGGAUUCAAUUUAAUGGAAACCAUAAGCAUCAGGCCUCUAAGCUUCUUAAUAUAUUUUUAAUAAUUAA